Hippoglossus stenolepis (Pacific halibut) is the source of this 2696-nucleotide messenger RNA. Its product is annotated as SLC35A4 upstream open reading frame protein. Bases 73 to 384 code for a protein of 103 amino acids. Lineage: Eukaryota; Metazoa; Chordata; Actinopteri; Pleuronectiformes; Pleuronectidae. The record is from RefSeq and is a predicted model, not a curated record. The transcript has 3 exons.
UUCCAACGAACUCAGAAAAAAAAAAAAGGGGAAGAAGACAGUGGUGACGUCAGCAUCAACAACACAGAAGCUAUGGCUAAUGACAAGAAUCCUCUUGGCCAGCUCAAGGACCUGGUGGAGUUGAAGGACCAGCUGGAGGACAUCCAGAGACGAAUGGAGGAUGAGAUACAGGCUGGGGUUCCUCCAGGAGGCAGUCUGCUCGCUUCUCCUUUCCUGAAAGGUUUUCUGGCCGGGUACGUCGUCGCCAGGCUACGCUCCUCGGCGUUGCUCGGUGUUGCCGUAGGAACAUGCACGGGAAUCUUUGCGGCACAAAGUUAUGCCGUUCCCAACAUAGAAAACACCGUCAAAGACUACAUCAACAACCUGAAAGCAGGACGCAAGUGAGAAGAGGAAAAGAAAAGAGAGGGGGAGGAUGACAGACAUCUACAAGAAGAGGGCACCAGUACAGCUACAGACGGGAACAGAUACGUAUUUCAAAAGUUAUUACAUUGUUACACAAAGAUGAGUAAAUAGGAAAAUUGUUGUCUGUCAGAUCAGCUUUUAGAGUAAGGUUAAAUAUAUAUCUAAAUCUUGUUCAUCUGAACUAUUGUUACAUGGGAGAUAUUUAAAAAAACUAUAAUGUAGUUGUUUUAAAUACACAGGAUCCACAUUUUUUUCAUUUAGUGGUCAAUGACUUAAAUUUAGACUAACUGAAAAGACUUGAAAUCAUUAUAGCUGCUGAUUCCUGAUCCCAAGUCGUACUUAAAACUACAAUAUGUCCUUAGCAAAGAUUCAUUAGAUCAACAAAUGGUCUCAUUAUGUGUCCAAUAGUGUUUUAAAGCCGUGUUUCUCAACCCUUUCUAGUCACGACCCACCGGUAUAAUCAGGCUGGUGGAUGAAGUCUAAAAUAUAUCAUUUUGUUUUGAAUAUAUGUUUUUUUCUCUCCAUAACCUUCUUUUAUAGCAGCUUUAAAUAAGAAUUACUUGAAGCUCUGGGGAUGAUCAACUUACAUCACAAGUGGAUCCUUUGUGUAGAAGCUGCCACAAACCUUCAUGUGGUUAUAGGUCAAUUUUUCUGUUGGUGAAUCAUUUCUAUUUUGAAUUGAAGCCCUCGUCUCUGGAGAUGUUCAUGAAUAAUCACUUUAGUUUACUUCCGAGACCUGUUGUUUUUAUAAUGGUAAAAAAGACUCCUCUUUCAAAAAAUUAAGUAUUCUCAUAAAUAUAAUAUUUCCGUUAAAAAAAAUGAAAUCAAGAGUUUGGGAGAUAGUUAGCAGAUCGUCAGAUGAAAAUAUAAACAUAAACAAAUGUAUGUAUCUUGUUGCACUUGGGAAUUUAAACCAAACCUGGAAGUGUGUGUGUUUAAGUACUUUAUGUAAAACAUAUAUCAACAGUGCCUACGCUGUGUGGACUUGAUAUGAAUAUCUCAUGCCAUGUGUGCAAUAGCCUCUUCCUGCCGGGUUUUGGCUGCCUAUUUCAUAUGCUGGAGACUGAUUAUUUUGCACUUCUGAAAUGUUAGGAUUUAAAGCUGUUUCGUUAUUGUACAGAAAUCACUGAUUGAACCAUGAAAAGAAAAUCAGCAAAAUAUUGACUAUUCAAUUUAUCUAAAAAUGUGGUUUCUGUGUCACGUGUUGGUGUAAAGUACUUUCUGCAAGGUUUUGUUUUUCUUUUAGCGGAAGAGAAAUUUUAACUAUAAAAUUGAUACACAUUCAUAUGAAUUAAUAAAUGUCCUUUACCAAGCUGUUAGGACACUAAUCUGAAACCUAAUGCACAGAAAAACGCCUGAACUGUAGCAAAUUUAAUAAUAAUUGAAUAAUUAAAGUCUGUCUUGUCUUGUAGGAAAUCAAAAAUCAUGUUUUAUUUGUAAAGAGAGAGUUGAAUUUGUUUGGUUUCAGGGAGUUCGCUCUAUUUAUGAUGUGAAUGUGUUUUUCUCCACCUUUCAUUUUCAACUCUGUUAUUUGAGAUACAAGUAUUUCGUUGUAAAUGAGGCCAUAUUCUCCCAAAAAUAUUUAUACAUGUAAACCUCAGAGUAUAUACAGAUUUAAGAAAAUAAAAGCUUGUCUACGCAUCUUAACACAUUAUACAAUGAAUUCUUAUCAAAGCAAAGAAAUAUACAUAAAUAGAUAUAAAAGAUAAAUAUUUUGCACUAAGAUGGAUUUUACCUUUUACAUGACAUUAGUUUACGGAGGUACUGUGUAUUGUUGCCAUUGACAUUAACGCACAUUGCUGAUCUGCACAGUCUCACCUGUGGUAAGUUUUAGCCAAAAAGCCAUAGAUGAGAAGCCGAGUUCAGUCUGAGGUUUUGUUCACUUUAGUUUUUACUUUAACUGGAAAGCGUGAUGGAAAAUAUACAUAUAUAUGUUCGGUAACUGGAACACAUAAACAACUUGUGCCUAUUGACAAUCAUUGUGUUGUUGUCCUUAUAUUGCAUGCUCUUAUUUUUUGUAUUUCCUGUUCAUCAUGUGUUUGCUUGUUUUCUCUUGUUCUUUAUUCAAUAUCUUACUUUAAGCCUUUGUAUGCUGUGGAGUCAGAGGCAGACGGGUCAGUUGAUGGUCUUUAUUUCACUGUUUUAUCGAAAGAUUUUCACUCCUGCACGUCAACGCAGAAGUUUUCAACUUAACAGUGUGAAACUCCAUCACAACUUUGUAAAAGAAAAGUAGUGAAACUGUCUUUUAUAAGGUGUAUUUGUGUUCUUCGAAUAAAACGGGAAAAUACAGUUUA